GACUGCGUGUACACUGAUACGUGCGUCCCGGAGCUGCUGCGCACGAUGUACGCCAUCGCCACGGAAGACACCCAGGGUCCUCGUCGCCUUCCAGGGAACACAACCCCCGACGCCUCGCGGGCCUUCUGGGCGCUCGUCGAGGACUACUUCACCUUCCAGCGGGUGCCACUGCAGCGCAUCGACACGCGGUACCGGGACUCGGGCAUCAACCUCCUGGAGAUGAAGAAGCGCCCUUCCUUGUAA
This is a messenger RNA of Acanthamoeba castellanii str. Neff, 243 nucleotides long. RefSeq lists its product as uncharacterized. The record is from RefSeq and is a predicted model, not a curated record. The transcript is spliced from 2 exons. The annotation marks the transcript as partial. NCBI's taxonomy places the organism in Eukaryota, Discosea, Longamoebia, Acanthamoebidae.